AUGGCUGCGGAUACUGUCAAGCGAUUGGAUGGAACGGAUUCUAACUCUUUAAUUGAAAUUUUUAGGAGGAGGCAGUCUACCGAGACUGAUUUUUUCUUUGAUUUUGAACUUGAUUUGGAUGCAAGGUUGUGCAGUUUUUUUUGGAGGGAUGGUCAAAUGAGACGAGAUUACGAGGUGUUUGGGGACUUGUUAGUGCAUGAUACGACAUAUCGCACAAACAAAUACGAUAUGAUUUGUGGCCCUUUCGUAGGGAUGAAUCACCAUUGCAUGAAUGUAAUGUUUGGAUGCGGGUUUUUGAUGAACGAGAGGAUAGAAUCGUUUGUGUGGUUGUUUAAAGCGUUUUCAAGAUCGAUGGGUGGCAAGUCUCCACAGACUAUUAUGACAGAUCAAUGUGCAGCUAUGACUGCUGCUAUAUCUAAAGUGUUUCCAACAUCACGUCAUCGUCUUUGCAUAUGGCAUAUUGAGACCGAAGCUGAAUUUCAAUUCUAUUGGACAAGCAGUAAAAAUUCUGAGUAUGUGUUAGAUGUGGUGAUGCUGCUUGUUAAUAUUCUGCUUCAUAAACAUUUGGGAUUUUGUCUUACCAUUUUCAUGUUGGUGACUGACUAUAAAUGUCACAAGAAUACUUGGUUAGAAAAGCUAUAUGACUGUAGGGAGAAGUGGUGUCCAGCAUUUAACAAGGACUAUUUUUCUGGGGGCAUUCUAUCAUCACAAAGGAGUGAAACUACAAAUCAUUCGAUUUCUAGAAGGUUGUCCAAGACAGGGGGUCUUUGUGAUUUCUAUUCAUCGUUUGUAAGCGUAAUUUCUGAAUGGAGAAGUAAAGAGAACGGUGAAAACUUUCGGUGUGCUCAAGGGGUACCCGCUAUGAUGAUGGAGCAUGUGAAACUUCUUUCACAUGCUAGAGAGGUAUACACGAUUGAGAUAUAUUUUCUGUUUGAAGAACAAUUCAUGAAAGGCAGUGCCUGUCAUCAAGAGAUGGUGGUGAAUGAUGGCCAUCAACAGAAAUAUCACGUGUGGCGGCCAGAUAUAGAUAUUAUAAGUAUCCCCGACAAAUAUAUCCUUAAAAGAUGGACUAAAAAGGUUAUUGAUGGUAGGAAUGUCAACAUUGAUUCUAUGGUUUAUAAUGUUGGUGUCCCUCCAUCAAUUUGGGUGUUCGAUAUUAGUAGGAAAUUUCAAAGAUUAGUUGUGUCUAGUCAAGAUAGUAGCGUAGCUAGGAAAUUGUGUGACGAAGCUGUUGAUGAUGUAAAGAAAAAGGUUGAAGCCGAGGUUGGGCAUGUGCAUAUUAAAGAGUGUGGUGUUUCAUCUUCAAGUGGUGGUGUUCAAAAUCCUUCAAGCCGGAGAUUGAAAGGUGAGCGUAACAAAAGGAGGAGUGGUGUUAUUGAAAAGAAGUAUAGUCUUGCAAGGGGGAGAAGGAGUGCUGCAAAUAAAGCUGCAUUGAGUACAAAGGGUGCUGUUCAGUCUUUGGUGUUGGAAAACAUAUCCAAGCUUGCUGGGGAUGGAUACCUUGUACAUCCAAGUUCUUCGAGUUCAGAUUUUGUUCAGUUUAGUAAGGGUUUAGAUGACAAUGUAGGUGUAGAUUGA
Ipomoea nil (Japanese morning glory) is the source of this 1578-nucleotide messenger RNA. RefSeq names its product protein FAR-RED IMPAIRED RESPONSE 1-like. The record is from RefSeq and is a predicted model, not a curated record. Gene Ontology annotation, biological process: regulation of DNA-templated transcription. NCBI's taxonomy places the organism in Eukaryota, Viridiplantae, Streptophyta, Magnoliopsida, Solanales, Convolvulaceae. The coding region runs from base 1 to 1578 and encodes 525 amino acids. The transcript is spliced from 4 exons.